UCUUCAUUCACGUCUUCAAGAGCUCAAUCAUGCCCACCGUCGAAGUUUCCCCCUCCCGCCAGCUCAUGUCUAUACAACAUAAACUCGAAACAGCCCAAUUCGCGUACACCGGUGCCCGCGAGAAGAACAAACAAUUCGAGAACCGCAUCGCCGAGCUUCAAUCCCAGCUUGAGAGAGCUGCAACUGGCGCAGGCAAGGGGCAUAUAUCUGGAAAUGAGAAGGAUGCUCGUACUCUUGAAUCACAGGAUGCGGAGAAGCAGCUGGAGAAAGAGAAGGGGAAGCGCGUGCAGGUGGAGAGAGAGAAGGAUGAGUGGGAGAAGAGACAUUGGAGACUGCGCGACGGGGUGGAUCGUCUUCUAGGGACCCAACAUCUAAGUGACGCUCCAAACGCGGCAGAAAAACAAGCCAGAGAGAACGCGACUGCUUUACCGAACAGUCGGACCUAUUUCGGAAAGCGCAAGAUCGUUCAAUCCGACACAGACAUCUCAGAGGAGUCCAAUCAUGCUCGGUCGUCCACAAAUGGCAAGAAGAGGGGCAAAACCGGGAACGGCAGUGUCGCGGGCACAAGCGAUUCGAUCAAACGCACCGAGCAAGAAAACACAGCUAUCAUCCUCGCAUCGUUCAACAGAGCACGCCGGGACGCGUAUGCCAUGCGCCACAUGACCCCUCCUCGUGAUCUCACGCACACUCCCUGGAAUGCAAAUAUCCUGUCUCGCUAUUUUGUGCGGCUCCUCAACAAGCCCAGUGGAGGGGUGUACACUGAUUGGUUGAGAGAAGGAGAACAAGGUGGCAGCGUCGACGCGAGCAAAAAUAAGGAUAGGAUAGAGAAGGUCAGCAAAGCUCUGGAAAAAGGUUUACUCUAUUUUGAGUCGGUGCCGCUGGUUGAUGAAAGGAUAGGUCACAGGUAGACGGGCGGUGAAGCGAGGAGUUCGCUCGAAUUGAUGAAUGUCCGGAGACUGUUGUAACGCGCUUUUUUCCGUAGCAUGUACGCCGCCGUAGAUGGUGACCUCAGCCGCAACCCCUUCCGCAUUGAGCAUAAAAG
Messenger RNA from Cryptococcus amylolentus CBS 6039, 1042 nucleotides. RefSeq lists its product as hypothetical. The record is from RefSeq and is a predicted model, not a curated record. Bases 30 to 908 code for a protein of 292 amino acids. Lineage: Eukaryota; Fungi; Basidiomycota; Tremellomycetes; Tremellales; Cryptococcaceae. The transcript has 5 exons.